CCUACGGUAGCUGUAAUGUUAUAUUUGUCUUGUAUGCAAGUAAUGUCAAUGUUCAUGAGGCAGAAGCAUCACCCACCUCACUUUCUAAUCAAACUUUCAAUCUUUCUUUAAUUGCAUAAACCUGUUACACCAUAAAUUAUGCAAAUGAAGACCCUUUAAUUGUGCUAUUAAUCUUUUCCCAUUUGAAAAGGUUCUUCUUAUCUUCCUUUGCUUUGACUCUUUGUGUCUCUCCUUAAAAAGAAAAGAAAAGUUGAACAAAUUUGAGGUUGAAUCGUAGGGGAAUAAGAACAUGAGUUGGGUGCAAUCAUUUGCCACCCUUUUUGUUUUGGUUUUUACUCUUUUGCUUUCGGUUAAAAAGGGUGAAAGAUUCUCUCUUUCUCUUGAUUUUGGACCCCCCUUAAUGAGAUUAAGGAGAGCAUUCCUUCGUGCGCUUUUCUUCACCAAGUUGAUGAGGAUGAGAUUUAUUGGACACAGAAGAGCAAAAGCAGUAAGGAGCAACGUGGUUCAACUCGUGUGAUACCACAGUCAGUUCAAUGUUUUAUUAAUGCUAUGGUUGGACCACGAUCAUGGACAGGACUGUUUAGCCGCUCAAGCAACAAACGUAAUGGGAAGUAUGUUGACUACCCUUUGAGUCCUAUGCAGGAGCAGAGACUUUUGGGGCUUCAAGAACGACUACAAGUACCUUUUGACGAGACUCGCCCUGAUCAUCAAGAAGCCUUGAAAGCACUCUGGUAUGCUGCCUUUCCAGAUGUUGCUAUCAGUGGUUUGAUCUCUGAGCAAUGGAAAGAGAUGGGGUGGCAAGGUCCUAACCCAUCUACUGACUUUAGGAGUUGCGGUGUUAUUGCCCUUGAGAACUUGCUUUUCUUCGCCAGAACUUAUCCUGCAUCUUUCCGGAGAUUAUUGUUCAAGCAAGGUGGGAGACGAGCAACUUGGGAAUACCCAUUUGCUGUUGCUGGCAUAAACAUAUCAUUUAUGUUGAUUCAAUUGCUGGAUCUUUGGUCAGCAAGACCAAGGUGUCUUCCCGGGAUAAAUUUCGUGAAGUUAUUAGGAGAAGAUGAAGCUGCUUUUGAUGUACUAUUCUGUAUAGCUUUUGAAAUGGUGGAUGCUCAAUGGCUUGCUAUGAAUGCAUCCUACAUGCAGUUUAAUGAUGUUCUGCAAGCAACGCGGACACAGUUGGAAAGAGAACUAUCUUUAGAAGAUACUCAGAGAAUACAAGAUUUACCAGCUUAUAAUCUGUUGUACCAGUAGCAUUUUGGUAGUACAGAAAAACAUUAGCACGUGCGGUGCUUGGACUCGGGAAAAAUUUCAAUGAAUUCAAAGGUCUCUGCAUAAAACAAUGGGAGAUCUCUUUCAUGGUCUCAUCAAAAAUCCAUUAUGACUUUACGUGAG
This is a messenger RNA of Rosa chinensis, 1389 nucleotides long. RefSeq names its product ELMO domain-containing protein A. The record is from RefSeq and is a predicted model, not a curated record. The coding region runs from base 550 to 1248 and encodes 232 amino acids. The transcript has 10 exons. NCBI's taxonomy places the organism in Eukaryota, Viridiplantae, Streptophyta, Magnoliopsida, Rosales, Rosaceae.